This is a messenger RNA of Prunus armeniaca (apricot), 288 nucleotides long. NCBI's taxonomy places the organism in Eukaryota, Viridiplantae, Streptophyta, Magnoliopsida, Rosales, Rosaceae. The record is from the annotation of a GenBank genome assembly.
AUGGCUAGGGCAAAUGGGUGGAGUUGCUCUAACAAGGAAGCAAAUUGCUAUGUCGCGGGCGAGUUUGCCACUUUACGACUUACAAGUGUAACUCCUAAGAGCAUUUCCACUGCACCCCCCAGUCCGAGCAAGAGGAGGCCUAGGUCCGUGAAGUCGUUUCUAGCUGUACAAAACAGCCCAGGCAAGGCAUGGGCUCCACUAAACCCUAGAAGGCCAAAAGCCAAGAACAACCCGAACUGUUGUCUAAGGGCUGUGACGUUAGUGACGACGUCAGCAACCAAAAAAUAA